AUGUCUAAGUCUUCCUCAUCAAAUGUGCUUUCACGUGAGCCAGAAAUAGCAAGGAUCCAUGACGUGUUCUUAAGUUUUAGAGGGAAAGAUACUCGUGCUUCCUUCACUUCACAUCUGUAUGCUGCUCUUCAAAAGGCUGGAAUUAAGGUUUUUAUAGACGAUAAUGAGCUUCAAAGAGGAUAUCACAUUUCAUCAUCAUUAUCACGAGCAAUUGAACAAUCUCAAAUUUCUAUAAUUGUUUUUUCAAAAAAUUAUGCUGAUUCGCGAUGGUGUUUGAAUGAAUUGGUGAAAAUAAUGAAUUGUCGUAAAAACAUAGGACAAGUGGUUGUGCCAGUGUUCUACCGUGUAGAUCCCUCUGAAGUGCGUAAUCCGAGAGGAAAGUUUGGAAUAGCUUUUCAACGUCUUUUGAAGAAAGUUCCAAAAAAGGAGAAAUUGGUGCUAAGUUGGAAAAAGGCUCUUCGUGAGGCAGCAAACAUCGCAGGGUUUCCAAUAGUGAAGUCCGGGAAUGAAAGUGAGGAUGUCAAAGGUAUUGUUGACAACAUUUCACAUUUGCUUAACAAAACAGACUUGUUUAUUGCGAAUAAUCCAGUGGGAAUUGAAUCUCGAGUGAAAGAUGUGAUUCAACAGCUACACAUCCAACCAAAGGGGGUUCUGCUAAUAGGGAUGUGGGGCAUGGGGGGGAUCGGAAAAACAACAAUUGCAAAAGCCAUUUACAAUAAGACUGGCCGCAAUUUUGAAGGCAGGAGCUUCCUCGCAAAUAUUAGGGAAAAUGGAAAGAAAAAUGCUGGACUCAUGGGUUUACAAGAACAACUUUUAUUUGAUAUCUGCAAAGAAAGAACAAUCAAGAUACCAAACAUUGAGUUAGGAAAAAGCAUGUUAAAAGAUAAACUCAGCCAUACAAGAGUACUUGUUGUACUUGAUGAUGUGAAUACAUUAGACCAACUUAAUACUUUCUGUGCAAGUCGUGAAUGGUUUGGCUCAGGGAGUAUAAUAAUAAUCACAACCAGAGAUAUGCAUUUACUUAAAGGGAGAGUUGACAAAAUAUUCGAAAUGCCAAUAAUGAAUGAAAGUGAGUCAAUCGAGCUUUUUAGUUGGAAUGCAUUCAAGCGAGCGUGUCCUACAAAAGAUUUUGUUAGAAUUUCCAAAAAUGUAGUUGAAUAUUCUGAGGGAUUGCCGCUAGCUCUUGAAGUCCUUGGGUCUUAUUUGUUUAAUAAGACGGAAUCAGAGUGGGAACUUGUAUUGGAGACACUCAAAAGAAUUCCUUAUGAUCAAGUGCAGAAGAAGUUAAGGAUGAGUUAUGAUGGUUUAAAUCAUGCUGAGAAAGAAAUAUUCCUUCACAUUGCUUGUUUCUUUGUCGGGAUGGACCAAAAUGAUGUUAUACUUUUAUUAAAUGAUUGCGGACUUUCUGCAGAAAUUGGAAUAAGUGUCCUUGUUGCUCGAAGCCUUGUGACUGUUGAUGAUAAGAACAUGCUUGGAAUGCAUGGUCAGCUGCGAGAUAUGGGAAGAGGAAUCGUUUGUGAGGAAUCACCAAGGAGGCCUGAGAAACGUAGUAGGUUGUGGGAUCAGGAGGAUGUGAUUGAUGUAUUAUCAAGACAAACUGGAAAAAAAGGUAUUUUGGGACUGGCUUUGAAAUUGCCUACAACUAAUGCAAAAUGUUUUAGUACUAAAGCAUUUGAAAAGAUGAAGAGACUCAGAUUUCUUCAACUUGCUGAGGUAAAACUUGAUGGAGAUUUUGAAUAUGUUUCGAGAGAUCUAACAUGGCUGUCAUGGAAUGGAUUAAGCGACAUCCCUACAAACUUCUUUCGAGAAAAUUUAGUUUCCAUCGAGUUAGAGAAUAGCAAUUUGGAAGUUCUGUGGAAGAAGAGCAUGAGGAUGGAGAAGCUAAAAAUUCUCAAUCUUAGCCAUUCGCACUAUCUCACACAAAGCCCUGACUUUUCAAACACGCCUAAUCUUCAAAAACUAGUACUCAAAGAUUGCCCACUGUUGUCUGAGGUUUCACCUAGCAUCAGACAUCUCAAUAAAAUUCUUCUGAUAAACUUGGAAGACUGCAUUAGCCUAUGUAGCCUCCCAAAAAGCAUCUAUAAGUUGAAAUCUUUGAAAACUCUCGUUCUUUCUGGUUGUUUAAAGAUUGACAAGGUGGAAGAGGACUUCGAGAAAAUGGAAUCUUUAACCACUCUUCUUGCAAAUAACACUUCAAUAACAACAAUACCCUUAUCAAUAAGGAUGGAAAAUCUGAAAAAUCUCAAUCUUAGUCAUUCUCAUCGUCUGACAAACAUCCCGGACUUUUCAUGCUUGCCUAAUCUUGAAAAGCUAGUACUCAAAGAUUGUCCAAUGUUGUCUGAGGUUUCUCCUAGCAUUGGACAUCUCAAUAAAAUUCUUCUGAUAAAUUUGGAAGAUUGUAUUGGCCUAGGUAACCUCCCAAGAAGCAUCUAUAAGUUGAAAUCUUUGAAAACUCUCAUUCUUUCUGGUUGUUUAAAGAUUGACAAGCUGGAAGAGGACUUGGAACAGAUGGAAUCUUUAACCACUCUGCUUGCAAAUAAUACUUCAAUAACAACAGUGCCCUUUUCGGUAGUUAGGUCGAAGAGCAUUGGAUAUAUUUCUUUGUGCGGAUUUGAAGGAUCCUCGCAUGAUGUGUUUCCAUCUAUUAUUCGGUCUUGGAUGUCACCAAGAAAUAAUAUCCAUCUAUUACCAACAUCUAUAAUUCCCAUGGCAUUUCCUUCAGAUGUACCACACAGUAGUUCUCAGGAACUAUCAUCGUUUUCCCAGUACCUACCAAGUCUUCGAAGUCUUUGGGUGCAGUUCAGCUCAGAACUUCAACUUUCUCAUGAGGCAGCAAUAAUUUUGGAUGCUUUGUAUGCCACAAAUUAUAAGGAGUUGGAACUAACGGCAGUUACAUCACAAAUAUCAAACCAUUUCUUGAAGUCUCUUUUAAUUCAAAUUGGAAUGAAUUGCGAAGUCACUGAUAUUCUGAAAGAGAUAAUUUUACAGAAAAUAGAUGUUGGUGGUUGUUUCCUUCCCGGUGAUAGUUAUCCAGAUUGGUUAACCUUUAAUUCUGAAGGUUCUUCUGUAACUUUUGAAGUCCCUCAAGUGGAAGAGCGUCAAUUGACGUCAUUGAUGUGCAUUGUCUAUACUUCAACCCCAGAUAAUGUAACAUCUAGUGGCCUUAAAAAUGUGUUGGUGAAAAAUUACACAAAGGCUACCAUUCAAAUCUAUAAGAGUGAGACAUUAGUUUCCUUUGAAGAUAAGGAGGGGCAGAGGUUAGUAUCAAGUAUAGAACCCGGAAACAAAGUGGAGAUCGUUUUUGUUUUCGAGAAUGAUUUCACUGUGGAGAAGACAGUAGUAUAUCUGGUAUAUGAUGCACAAGAUUUUAACGUCAUUGCUUGUAGAGGUGAUGAAAAUGAAUGCUCUCUAAAGAACUUCUCUACUGAAGACGAUCCCGCAGAUGACUUCAAUCAGAACAGAAAGAAGAAAAAUCAAGUAGAAUGAAUCAAUGAAACCAAUUCUUAUGUUGAAUGAAGUUCUAGCCAUGCCUUGACCUACAGCAUGUUGUAACAAUUUGAACAGAACUGUUUUCAACCAUGCUUAGCAAACUGAUGUAUUCCUAAAUAAUAUACAAUACAUGGAUGCCAUGAAGAAUUUUAUCGAACAUUUGGUUUUAAUCA
Medicago truncatula (barrel medic) is the source of this 3662-nucleotide messenger RNA. RefSeq names its product disease resistance protein RUN1. Gene Ontology annotation, molecular function: ADP binding; protein binding; ATP hydrolysis activity. The record is from RefSeq and is a predicted model, not a curated record. The transcript is spliced from 7 exons. Gene Ontology annotation, biological process: defense response; signal transduction. Bases 1 to 3486 code for a protein of 1161 amino acids. Lineage: Eukaryota; Viridiplantae; Streptophyta; Magnoliopsida; Fabales; Fabaceae.